AUGAACCCCAUCAACUUUCUCCCUUCGCCCGAGGAUGAUCUACCAUUUCCAUUCGCAGACGAUUGUCCCGACGAUGCCUUUCAGCCGUUCUGGGCCCAACCCAAGCCCAGGCAGCUGCCCGAGUUGCAUAUCCAUCACAACGUCAACACUUCACGGGUGGAGACUCAGAUCCGGGUGCAGCUGACCUUGAGCCCCCUUCCGGAAGGCGUCACAAAGCUGCACCUACAACGCCACACCAUCGGGAGACCGAAGCUGCUUGCCAAAGCAGAAGACAGGGUCAAAUCUCCCGACACGUUGGAACUCCAUACAUUUCUGGUACGAGGAAGCGCGAUGAAGGACGAAGGCUCGAGACUGAGAGCUUUGGAAGCGGCGACCCGACAGAUCCAGGAACCACAGACACAGGAGAGCCCAGCGCUACCGACCGAGCUCGGGGGAGAGGUGCGCAUCUGCGAGCGCUGCAAGUUUCGCGAACGCAAGCGUGCGUCUCGCAAGGUCAGAGUCGACAAGGGACAGCACUCAUGGGCCGAAUUCGAGGACGAGCGGGUCGUGGUUUUCAACGACUCGGAAUACAAGAAGUGGGAGCUGCCGUCGACUCUGGGCGCCGCAGAAGGGGCCAUGCAGGUCGAGCUACCGAUGCGAAUAGCAUGUUACUGCCGCCAUCACCAGGAGCAGGUUGGAUUCUGUGUCAUCUUCACCAUCCUUGACCACGAAGGCAACCAGGUUGCUCAGCGCAUGACGAACCCGAUCCUUGUGACAGACCGACACAAAAGCGCUCAGCGAACGAGUCCUAGCCCUUCGAGUUGCAAGCGGAUCUCAAUGGCAGACUCAUCGGGCGGCUCGCCCUGGGAGCUCUCGCCUGGUACCGACUCUCAGGCCAUCUCCACCGAAGGGUCACUCGGCACACCCGCCAUCAGGAAGCCGAAGCGGUUGAAAACAGCUCCAAGUGGCUCCAUCAAAGACGCAAACUCGGAUAUCCAGGCUCUCAUCUCAUUGGCGGGGCCAUCACAAUCAGCGUCUCUGCUCACGGCAUUGACGGAAGGAUACGAAUCACAGAAGCGGGUGCAACGUGAAGAAAAGCUACCUCGUAUAUACAAGGUGGUUCCGCCGCAAUGUCCCAAGCAUGGAGGGUGUGAGGUCGUUUGCCUCGGUGAGAAUUUUGACCGCAACGUACAAAUCUCUUUCGGCGGCAACGCCGCUCUUACAACCACUUUCUGGAACAGUCAAACUGUGGUGUGCUUGGUACCUCCAUCAAACUUCACAGGUCUUGUACCGGCUUCGAUACAUUCGAAUUCCCCUGUAUUACCAGGCUCCAGCCCAUCAAUCGCAUUCAUGUACGUAGAUGGCAAUUAG
Diplodia corticola is the source of this 1350-nucleotide messenger RNA. RefSeq names its product membrane-tethered transcription factor. Bases 1 to 1350 code for a protein of 449 amino acids. The transcript has 2 exons. The record is from RefSeq and is a predicted model, not a curated record. Lineage: Eukaryota; Fungi; Ascomycota; Dothideomycetes; Botryosphaeriales; Botryosphaeriaceae.